CCCAUCAAUUGACAAGCGAUGAAGAGAGUAUACGCACCGUCCUGUGUCUCGACAUAUCAGAGAGCAUGGCUUCUGGGAACGCAUGGUCGCAGGCCAAAACGUUUGUCAACGAUUUUCUAAAUGGAUUGGAAAUGCUGUUGACCCAGUUUGGACCCAUGGGACUUAAACAGGAAUAUGUAGGUUUAGCAACAUUUGGGCAUGAAACUUAAACAUCAACUGCUAGCAACUGCAAAUUAUGCAACCGUUCGAGACAAAAUAGAGACUUUUCAAUUGGGCGGACCAAGUCCUUUAUUCGCAGGCCUUUGGUUUAGCUUAGCGGGUGCGACAUCUUGCAGAGCAACUGCAACUACAGCAGGUAGUAUCAUACUUGGUCCGCGAAUUAUUGUAAUCACCGACGGCAAGCCAACGGAAACUAGCCUGCGAGGUGGUCCCGAUACCCAGACAAAUAAGGAUGAGACGAUGACUUCAAUGUUAGGAUGCCUACAAGAAAUAGAAGAGAGAGGUGCGACGGUGUUUUUUGUAGGCGUCGGAGAUUAUGACGAGGACUUUUUAAAACUCGUCACGGCUUCGGAAGGGCGGAAAAAGCUGUUUGGCUAUCAAGAUGGUCGAAGACUUGCCAAGAGAACCUAUCUUUGUACAAAAACAGCGUUGUUCGACGAAUCCUCAUUUAUGCAAAGUGGAGCUAUGCAGUCUGCGGAUGAUUAUGAGGAUAUACAAGACAUUCGACUUGACUCGAUGAAACGAUUAGGUCAAAUACAAGAAGUAAAGAGUACGGCUUAUUUUGAAAAUAAAAACGACGCAUUUCCGGUUAUUGGUUCCCGAGUUCGCCGAGGCCCCGACUGGAUGUUCGAUGAUCAAGACAACUACGGGCCUGGAACCAUCGUCGGUCACUCAGAACAUGAUUAUAAAGUCUGGGUAACAUGGGAUAUCGAUAACGUGAUAGCGCAGUACAGAUACGGUAUGGGAGAAUACGACGUGUUGAUUGUGGAUGAGUCUCGUGAGUUGAAACCUGGGGAGAAAAUAGCGAUUGGUUGUCGAGUGAAACCAGGUCGGGACGCAAGAUUAAAAGAUUUGUCUGGUUCUAUCGAGGGUGUCGUCGUACGCAUGAAUUCAGCAAAUGCAGAGGUGCGUUGGAACUACGGAAAACGUGGGGAUUACAGUUACGGUGCAGAUGGUCGAUGUGAAAUAGUGUGUUUUGAGUCGUGGUGAAAAACAUUCGUCCACUUAUAAAAAGCAUUUCAACCUAACAUGAACCGCAUCGCAUGGACAAUCGGGCGACUAUAACCACAGCAGAAACACAACUGCAUCGGGCACCAAAACGAGGUCCAACAAGAAUAAAAACAAAAAUGCAAGCACAUGAAAAUCUCAAUUAUGGUACUUUAGGGUCUAAAAUCCAAAAUCAAUUAAAUAAGCUUCAAUGUAAAUCGAAAUGUUCAAGAACGCUGUGCAAAAUACAAUGAAGACUAAGAUAUUCAGACUAGGAUUUGUUGUUACAUGUUUAUUGUAUGCGGAUGGUAUUGUAUAGUUUAACGUGACUGUACAGAUCGUUACCAAAGGCAUAGGAACUUUUCUAACAAUGAUUUUCAUGACGUAUAUUGUUUCGUGUACUUAAUGUUGUAUGUUUAUGAAAUAUUUCGUGUAUAUGUAUGUUUUAUUACAAACCCAAUACAGCAUUUAAAGGCAAUAA
Messenger RNA from Dreissena polymorpha, 1687 nucleotides. RefSeq lists its product as uncharacterized. Bases 199 to 1209 code for a protein of 336 amino acids. Lineage: Eukaryota; Metazoa; Mollusca; Bivalvia; Myida; Dreissenidae. Gene Ontology annotation, biological process: protein ubiquitination. The transcript is spliced from 12 exons. The record is from RefSeq and is a predicted model, not a curated record. Gene Ontology annotation, molecular function: metal ion binding; ubiquitin-protein transferase activity.